This is a messenger RNA of Drosophila novamexicana, 1930 nucleotides long. RefSeq lists its product as uncharacterized. Gene Ontology annotation, cellular component: membrane. Lineage: Eukaryota; Metazoa; Arthropoda; Insecta; Diptera; Drosophilidae. Bases 271 to 924 code for a protein of 217 amino acids. The record is from RefSeq and is a predicted model, not a curated record. The transcript has 5 exons.
GUUGUUAUUAUUGCUGUUGCUUUAAGUAUUUUUAGUGCUCGCGUGCGAAAUUUGGUGUCAAAGUGAAAAAAAACAUUUACGUGAGAUCUACUCGCACAGUCUGACGGAACAACAACAUCAACAACAACAACAAGAACAACAAUAACAGCAGCAAGGACGAGUUGGACCAGCCCGCUGAGAAGGAGGCGCUGCAGAAGCGGCACCGUCAGCAGCAGCAGCAGCAGCAGCAGCGGCAGCGGCAGUCGCCAAGUUCAAAAUUAACGCCUGACAAUGACAAAGGGCUCCACUAGGCGGCCAACAGCAACAACGUGGCGCCCGCCAGCAACAGCAGCAAUCAAAGCAACAACAGCAACAACAGCAACGCCAGCAAUAACAACAAUCAAUGAGCCCAGCACGAGCUGGCGUCGACGCUGCACAACAACAACAACAACAACAAGAACAACUGCGGCAACAACAACAACAACAAUGCGAAUGAGCCGCGCCUCGUUGUACGCCUCGCUGCCGGCCUGCGGCAUAUCCUGGCUGCUGUUCGUCCUGUGUCUGCUUAGCUGCCUCUGCUGUUAUACAGUUGCGCUGGAGGAGGACUGCGUGGACUUUCAGGGUAACAAGGUGAACCAUGGCAUGCUCUAUGUGCCCGGACCUGGUGUUUGUAGUCUAUGCGUUUGCUAUCAUUCCGAGCCGCUGUGGUGCAAGGCCAUUUACUGUGAUCCGCCCUACUUCUGUAAAAACUUCAGAGUAGGCGAACGAUGCUGCGAAUUCGAGUGUUUGGAUCCGCCUGGCGAGGACAAGCUUUAUCAGGAACGUAUGCGUAAACGUGCCGAGAUUCUGGCCGGGAAUAGCACCGCCUGCCAAGUGCAGGUCGCACCCUUGGCCGUGUCCACCAUAAUGUUCAGCUUUCUGGGCAACAGUUUUCUCAAUUUAUAACUUGAGCAGAAAUCGCUUGAGUAACGGCGUUUAGCAAUAAGUCAGCCCCCCCCCCACUCCCCUUCCCCACAACUCGCCACCCAGAUCUUAAGUAGAUAGUGGGAAGGUUCGUUUUUGUUAACUUUGUCCCGGAGACCAGAGCCCCUGCAAAAAGCUAAACCCCAAAUGGAUACUUAUUACAAUGUAAUAACUGCAACUAACAAGAUUUAUAUAGGUGCAUUCAAAAGAUUUCAAAUAAAAACAAGAUACAUGUAUAUAUGUAUAGAUAUAUAUAUAUAUACAUAUAUAUAUAUAUUUAUAUAAAUUCUAUGAUUUGGAGUAAUACAGAACAACACAUAGGUUCUCAACUUAUAUAUGUAUGUCCCUAGUCUUAUGUAGGUACAAUAAAGCAAGCAUAUAAAGCAUAUAUAUUUAAUACAGUCCAAGCCAACCGACUUCAGAUUUGGUAGAGUCGGCACACAUAAAAAUACUAGAAAAAUACUUUUAAAAACCAAAUCACACUCAUGAAGCGAACGUAAAGACAGUCUUUAACUAGCUCCUAAGUCUAUAUAGAAUAUAGCAGAUAUUACAAAUAAAAAAAAACAAUAUAUAUAUACGAGUUUAUACUCAACUUGUACAUACGCGUAUAGCUGCCUAGCUUUAUAUAAUUCGGAUCAAAAACUUGUUAAUUAGUGUUUAGCUAAAUGAAUCAAGUACGAUAAUAGACAAUUCAUGAUAUAGUAUGAACUAAAAUGUGCAUUCAGCCACUGUACACGCACUUUUUAAUAUACAUAUACAUAAAUACAUAUAUGUAUAUAUAUAUAUAUAUAUAUAUAUAUAUAUAUAGCCCAACAAAUCUCGCCCCCAGUUCAAACACCUAGUGACAAUUUGUUUUUGCAAACUCUUCUCUUUUUCAUUCUUUAUUUAGAUCUUAAGAUCUUGUAAUUGCAAUUCAAUAACUGUAGUAAAUUACACAUAUCAUAAGACACACACAUACACUCGCACACACUCACACACACACACACAC